This is a messenger RNA of Ceratitis capitata (Mediterranean fruit fly), 2652 nucleotides long. Its product is annotated as F-box-like/WD repeat-containing protein ebi. The record is from RefSeq and is a predicted model, not a curated record. The transcript is spliced from 3 exons. The coding region runs from base 372 to 2345 and encodes 657 amino acids. Gene Ontology annotation, biological process: regulation of transcription by RNA polymerase II. Lineage: Eukaryota; Metazoa; Arthropoda; Insecta; Diptera; Tephritidae. Gene Ontology annotation, molecular function: transcription corepressor activity; protein binding. Gene Ontology annotation, cellular component: histone deacetylase complex.
GGAAUAGAUUAUCAAGGAAAGAUUAGAAAAAUUACAAAUUAUUUUAUGCUUUAUCAAAUGGCUAAAAGUAAGCAUCCACAAACUCUUAUGUGCCUUAAACGUAAUUCUGUCAAAUACAACGGCAGCCAAGUUAGCUUCAAAGAAGAGAUUCUCAAAACACGUCAAAAUAGAUAUACAGUAAUAAAUUCGCAUAGAAUUGCUUAUUCCGGUUUACAUAAAUUUUUAUUUAAAAUUAUGCAUAAAAUUGAAAAAAUAUCUGGAUAAACAAUAAUCCAAGUAUUUGUGUACAAACUAAAAGUGUAAAUUUACGACACUGAAGAAACGUAGACUGAAAAUUUUUGUUGUAAGUGAAGUGCAUUGUAUCCAUAAAAAUGAGUUUUUCAAGUGAUGAGGUGAACUUUUUGGUUUAUCGUUAUCUUCAAGAAUCAGGUUUUGUGCAUUCGGCUUUCGUAUUUGGGGUUGAGUCUCAUAUUUCCCAAAGCAAUAUAAAUGGUGCGUUGGUACCACCAGCCGCGCUGCUCACUAUACUGCAGAAAGGUCUGAUGUAUACGGAAGUAGAAUGGAGCGUGGGAGAAGAUGGGGAAUCAGGUCGUCCUGUUGAAGGACUAAGCUUAAUAGAUGCAGUUAUGCCUGAAGUGAAACCAGCCAAACCGGCAGCUGUCAAAUCUGAGCCGGGUAAAUCUGGUGUCGACAGCAGUAGUGCGGCUGCGUCUUCCACUACCACUGGAGGAGUAGUAAAAUCGGAGGUUAAACCCGAAAAUGGUGCAGGAACUAUAAACAGCAAUGAACAAACAUCGGGGGCAUCAGCAGCAGUCACAGCAAAUGCUGACUCUAAUGAAACCGAUAAUGCGAACUCAGCAGCUGGUAAUUCUGGAAACAGCACAUCUUCUGUUGGUGCAGCAAAUUCUACAUCAGGCACAAGCAGCGAUUCUACUAAUAAUAAGAAGGCAAAUACAACUGAAGGAACCGUCGCAAGCGUUAUGUCCACAGAUGAUUCUAAUACAAAUGCAAGUGCCAAUAGCGCAAAUAAUGCUACUAGUGCUAAUACCAACGUUAAUGAAUCAACCUCAGCAACUAAUGUCGCCGCAGCCAGUUCGACAACAGGUACAAAUAUUCCCAGUACCGGCUCUUCGACUACGUCUACUGGUAGCACAACUAAUACAUGUGUUACCUCAGGCAACUCUGAUGUUAUGUCCCAGAUUCAAAUAAAUAAUAACACUGCUACGCCAGCAGCAGGGGAGCCAAUGGACAUUGAUCAAAGUAUUGAAAUUCCAGCCUCAAAAGCAACAGUUUUACGUGGACAUGAGAGCGAAGUAUUUAUUUGCGCUUGGAAUCCCAGUCGGGAUCUGUUGGCCAGUGGCUCUGGAGAUAGCACGGCACGUAUAUGGGAUAUGUCCGACGCAACUACUAGCCCUAAUCAAUUGGUUUUGCGUCAUUGUAUUCAAAAAGGAGGUGCCGAGGUGCCCAGCAAUAAGGAUGUUACUUCACUGGAUUGGAAUUGUGACGGUACUUUGCUAGCUACUGGUAGCUAUGAUGGCUAUGCACGCAUCUGGAAGACAGAUGGCCGCUUAGCAUCCACACUGGGACAACACAAGGGACCAAUAUUUGCAUUAAAAUGGAAUAAACGGGGUAAUUUUAUUCUCUCUGCUGGUGUCGAUAAGACCACAAUAAUUUGGGACGCUUCGACUGGACAAUGUACUCAGCAAUUUUCAUUUCACAAUGCUCCUGCUCUCGAUGUAGACUGGCAAACAAAUGUAUCUUUUGCUUCAUGCAGUACUGACCAGCGUAUACAUGUUUGUCGUCUUGGCUCGGAUGUACCCAUUAAAACAUUUAAAGGUCAUACUAAUGAGGUAAAUGCUAUAAAAUGGUGCCCUCAAGGACAUUUGUUAGCCUCUUGCUCUGACGAUAUGACACUAAAAAUUUGGAGCAUGAAACAAGACAAAUGUUGUCAUGAUUUACAAGCGCACUCAAAGGAAAUAUAUACAAUUAAAUGGUCACCCACUGGUCCGGGUACACAAAACCCUAAUACAAAUCUUAUACUGGCAUCAGCUUCAUUUGAUUCAACAGUACGUUUGUGGGAUGUAGACCGUGGUAGUUGCAUACAUACACUUACGAAACAUACAGAACCAGUUUAUUCGGUGGCAUUUAGUCCAGAUGGUAAAUAUUUAGCGUCAGGAAGUUUCGAUAAAUGUGUCCACAUUUGGAGUACUCAAUCUGGACAGCUGGUACAUAGCUAUAAAGGCACUGGAGGAAUUUUCGAAGUAUGUUGGAAUUCCAAAGGUACUAAAGUUGGUGCAAGCGCAUCUGAUGGAAGUGUUUUUGUGCUGGAUUUAAGAAAAAUGUAGAACAUAAUGUAAUUUAUAUGUAUAUGCUUAUUAGCAAAGAAUUUGAGAAAAAAGCAUUUCAAUAUUUUAUAUAUUAAAACGGUUGCAUUAAUAAUGCAAAAUGUUAGUUAUAAUUUAUAUUUACUUAAAAUCUUUCUUUAAAAUAAUUUUAAAAGUACAACUUGCAGUAUAUUUCUGUAGUUUUAUAAGAAAAAAAAAGAAAUUAUUUCUCCCAAGUAGUAAUCAAUGUAACUUUGGUUGAUUGUCAUUAUCUUCGGGAAGAAAAUAUAUAACUCUUGAUUCAAUAAAUAGUUACACUAUAUUUUAA